Messenger RNA from Elaeis guineensis (African oil palm), 2360 nucleotides. NCBI's taxonomy places the organism in Eukaryota, Viridiplantae, Streptophyta, Magnoliopsida, Arecales, Arecaceae. The record is from RefSeq and is a predicted model, not a curated record.
AACCACCCACCGCCGCACCAAAUCACCUUAUCGUGGGCCCCACCAGGUGCUCCAGAGGGUGAGCGGAUGACUGGGUGCCCGUUAAGCAGCUGAGUUUCGCAUUGCCCACGCGGUGAAUCGUUUGGGUCCCUAGCUUGUGGGUUUUGUUUUUCUUAAAAGCCUCAGUGUCAUCUAUCCUUUCACGGACAAUAAAUCGAUUUGAGAAGAAGAACCAGCUAGGGUUUCGAGAUGUCAUCGGGGUAGAUCUUCGAAGAUUUCUUCCUUUUCUACUCUUUUUUGGGACCGAAAUUUCCAACUCAAGGGUUGAGAAUCAGUCGGGGUUUCGAUUCUGGGGCGUCUUGCGAUCCAAUUCCCCUCACAUCCGACCUGGUCUACCUGGAUCAUUAGGAUUCCGAGCUCAUAAUUGGAUAGCCUUGAUCGAAGUACUUUCUGACUUAGGGUUUCAUCAGGAGGAAGAAGCCUCCUGGUCUGGAUUUCUAUAGAAUAGAAGAAACGCUCAAAAAAUUGAUUAAACAUAGCUUCUGGUCGCCUGUGAUUUGGUAUUAUUAGAUAGAGGAUUCGGUUAUCCUCAACAAGGUUCUCGUAAAAUGGUUGUUCCUGAUCGAAUCUUUGUGAAGGUGGUCUUAGAUGUUUGGAAAGAUUCGAUCUUUACUCUGUUUUAAGAGGCUUCGUCUCUGUAAUUUUUGGUAGCCAUGCCGACCUUCACGGCGAUCGUCUUGGAUAGGCUUUUGGAGCCCAGUCCGUCUCGGAACCCCGCCCUGAGGCCUCCCCUGGCGCCGGUGAAGGUGGAGAAAGCGCCUCCGAGCCCCUCUGGAAAGAAGAACAUCCGUUGUCCUAUUGCUUCGCCCGCACUCUAUGCGACCCCGGAGAAUACUCCACUUCCUGACUCGCCGUCUUCUUUCCCACCAUCACCUUACAUCAUCAACCACAAGAGGCGCGGCCCCCGCCUUCUCAAGAGCUUCUCCCAGAAUGAUGUCGCUACGUCCCAGCCGCCGCCACCGGCUGAAGUGGAGAAGAAGGUCGACAUGGUGAAUGGAAAGGGUGUUGAAGGGACUGCGAAUGGCUUUCAUGAUAAGAAGCUUGAAAGGGAACACAAGGCUGUGGAUGCAAAUGGAACUCAAGGUGCAUCCUUAUCUAUUGAACAUCACAAGAAGUUUCAAGAUGCUUGGUUGAGUGAUGGACCUGUUGCAGCUACAGAAGUGGCAAAGCCUGUUGUCUUUGAUCCAGAAAAAGAUGGGGAGAAUGAUGAUUUCUUUGAUCUGCAAGACUCGUUGAGCACAACUAGUAAUAUGGAGCUUUGUGAGCGGUGGAAGCCAAGCACACCUCUAGGGGAGUAUUUUGAUGCCUUUGAAGAGAUUUCUAGUGAAGGUGCCUCACAGUCUUCAUAUCAAAAUGUGGAAAAUGAACUGCGUGAGAUGAGACUUAAUUUAUUGAUGGAAAUCGAGAGGAGGAAGCAGGCAGAAGAAGCGCUGGAGAACUUGCAAAGUCAAUGGCAGAUGCUGAGCCAACACCUCUCACUUGCGGGAUUGAGUCUUCCUUCCCCCCCAGCCAUGACAGAUGAGAAGGAUGAAAAAUCAUGUAUAGAUCCUGCGGAGGAGUUGUGCCGACAAAUUGUUAUUGCACAUUUCGUGGCUGCUUCUGUGGGAAGGGGUUGUUCCCGUGCUGAAGUUGAGCUGGAGUUGGAACCUCAGAUUGAGGCAAAGAACUUUGAGAUAGCAAGGUUAUGGGAUCGGCUCCAUUAUUAUGAAGCUGCAAACAGGGAAAUGUCUCAAAGAAACCAAGAAGCUGUUGAAAUGGCACGGCAACAGCGGCAUAAGCAGAAGAGCAGGCAGAAAUGGAUUUGGGGUUCAAUUGGUCUUGCUGUUACCCUUAGUGCUGCAGCCAUUGCAUGGUCCUAUCUUCCAGUAUCCAACCCUUCUCUCCCUGAAGGCAAUACCAUAGACAGCCAUGAACGCUGAAGACAGCUAAAUUCCAAUAGUCACCUUCCUGAAGCAAUUCAUAUCUUUUCUCCUAACAGGAAUAAUUACAGAGCCAGUUAAAGCCGUACAAGAUAUAUGAGGUAGCUCCCAUUACAUAUGGCAGCCUUGAGCCUUUUUGUUUUCCCCCUUCUGUAUAACCCGAAUGGACCAGUUCGAGUUAUUGCUUGCUCUUGUUAAGUGCAAUCUUUUGCCACUCAAGUAAAUAAUAAUUUUAUGGGAGAACAUAUUGAGAAGUGGGCUUGUGCAUUGUUUUGUCCUGUUGCAACUCCUUGGAUUGAAUCUCCUGUUUCAACACGAAACAGGAGACUGUGACAGAGGUACUGAGUUGUGAAAACUUGGGUUUUAUAUUUGUAUUUACAGCGAUGACCUCUUGGUGUAUAA